Molecule: messenger RNA, 3990 nt
Organism: Myripristis murdjan (pinecone soldierfish)
Lineage: Eukaryota; Metazoa; Chordata; Actinopteri; Holocentriformes; Holocentridae
Product: zinc finger protein DPF3-like
Exons: 11
Coding region: 59-1105 (348 amino acids)
Cellular component (GO): nucleus
Source: RefSeq, a predicted model, not a curated record
UUUUCGUAGGUUUCCCUCAGAACUGCAAGACGCCAAUAUUGCGUUACAUUGUAGCAAAAUGGCGGCUGUCAUUCAGAAUCCACUAAAAGCGUUGGGCGAUCAGUUCUACAAGGAGGCCAUUGAGCAGUGCCGCAGCUACAAUGCCCGCCUGUGUGCCGAGCGCAGCGUUCGCCUGCCAUUCCUGGACUCACAGACCGGCGUGGCCCAGAACAACUGCUACAUCUGGAUGGAACGCCACCACCGCAGCCCUGGGGUGGCAGCCGGGCAGAUGUACACGUAUCCCGCCCGCUGCUGGAGAAAGAAGAGGCGGCUGCACACGGCCACAGAUCCCCGACUCGGCCUCUACGGUCUCCAGCUCGAUGGCAGCCUCAUGUCUAAGGACACCCUGCCCACCCAGAGCACCACGCUGGAGGCCCUGCUACGAGGAGAGGGCUUGGACAAGAGGAAUAACUCCAAGAACGACGAGGAGAGCCUGCUGGAGAUCCAGCGAGUUUUAGAAGCAGAUGCAGCAGAGGAUGCCUUCAACGACGAUGAUGACUACGAGGUGGACACUCCCAAGAGGAGACACCGGGGCAAAGGAAGAGGUCGAGGUUCAGGCCGCAGGAGGGCAGACCUGGACGACCACGACAAGCCAUACGUCUGUGACAACAGAUACAAACAAAAGCAUAACUCAAAAUCUUCGACCUCAGUCUGUGGGAAGCGAUACAGGAACCGCACAGGGUUAAGCUACCACUACACCCAUUCCCACCUGGCAGAGGAGGACAGAGCCGGGGAGAGAGGCUCCGUGUCUUCCAGAUCACCCUCUGCACAACGAUCCGACAGACACAAACGUCCGAAGGGUCCUGGUGUGACUGGCAUUCCCAAUAACUACUGUAAUAAAUGCCAGGGCUCCAACAAGAAAACGGGUAAAUCUGGGUCUCCCUGCUCAGCCUGCCAAUGCACAACCGACUGCGUAGAGGAGAAGGAAGACGGGACUUUCACUGGGGCGGAGGAGCUGUUCGGCACGACCUCGGAGAGCGACACUUCCACCUUUCACGGCUUUGAGGACGACGAGCUGGAGGAGCCCGCCACAAACAGCAACGGAAUAUCCAACCGACACAGAUAGAGAAAACCUUUUAGAUUUAAAGAGACAUUUUUUUUAAUAUGGAUUAACCUCUGGCAAAAAUCUGCUGCUUCUUUUUCGAUGUUUUUUUUUUUUGUUUUGUUUUGUUUUGUUUUGUUUGUUUUGUUUGUUUGCAGAAAGCACAAAGUGAUGAUUUCAGGACAGAAAUGCAAGUGUUAUUUUAUCUACUGAACAUUGUUGAAUAAUUUAUGAACACCUUUUUUUAUAUAUUAACUGUAAUGGCAACGAGCAACUGUCAGUGUUUCAUGACAAGUGACUUGGUCUCCAUGCAAACCAGAAGACAUGAUUUUUGGCAAGUAGUUUUUGUUUUUUUUUUUUCUUUUUUUCUUUUCCCCACUGGAGCAGAAGGAGCAAAUAUGCUAUGAACAAAAACAAAACAAAACAAAAAAACAAACAAACAAACAAACAAAAAAACACUGGAAUACAUCUAAUUCUGUUUCUCAAUUCUGGAUGAUUCGCCAGAGAAAAUGGAGAUAACAGCGUAUCUUGAAAUUGAAAAGCAUGAAUGAUGAGUUUGGAAGAUGAUUGAAUGUCAUUACAGACCCAUACUUCAGCUACUGGAUGUUUCUGAAUCAGUAGUCAAUGUGACUAUGAAGGUCUCCUCUUCUGCUCUUGCUCUGGAUUAUACUUGUAUCAAAAUGAAGGAACCAAUGAAAGGACUGCCACUGGCCACCGAAAACUUACUUGGAGAUGAAGAAGCCAAUAUAGUUCUUAAAUGGGACACUGGUUAGAUGAAAGGAGCACCCAGCACUAUGGCAUGUGGCCCCAAGGGUGGAGGUGGCCAGUGAAGAGCAGGGUUUAACCCUCAAAACUGAUGAGCCUUCAUGCCGCCCCUCCCUCCCCCCCUCCUGAACAGGGCCCAAAAUAACUGACUGAAUUGGAUGGACAGCCUUCCAGCACCUUCACGGGCCCUGUGGCUUAAUUGAAGCAACUGCCCCUUUGAGAAUAUGUAUUGAUCACAUCUGAACAUUUGAAAUGUGAGUAGAUCCAGCUUCAUUUCAUCCUUCCUGCACUGUGCUGGAGCUCCACUGAACUGUGGGAACACUAAAGGCCAGGCCUUUGGACUGUUUGUGCCCAACGGGUGCAUUUGGGCCCUGUGGCCCAGCCUGCCCACUCUUGCUCUGUGACUGUGUGUCUGCUGUGUGAUCUAAUGUGACACUAAGACGUCAUUAUCCUCAUCACUGUGCCAGCCUGCCGCCCUGCACUGGAGACCAGCUCUGACAGCCAUGACCCUCCAACCUGAUUGGACCAGUGACCCCUGACCCCGGCCAUAGAGAUGGUGCUCAACUCCACCACUAAUACAUGCAGACCUCUGGAUCACUGUAUUAAUAGUCUGACAUGGAGUCUAAAGUUUUAUCUUUCCUCUUCUCUUCCUCUCUCUUUUGCUCUCUAUUUCCCUGGCCUCGCUGAUCUCAUUAUGACUUGAAUGGGUCACAGUAAUUUAGCUAAUUUUUGCAUCUUUUCUCUGUUGUAUGAUAUUUCUCUGUUUUUGAACCGUUGAAAGACUGGGUUAGAUAUUUGUAUGAUUCUGACUUCCUGGGUUCGUUCAGACUGUAUUGAUACCUCUGUCCUGAUCAGGUGCACAAUAGCCACAGCUACUCAGGCAUCUUUCAUUUACUCUGCUGUUGAUUGUUCAGCCACUCAGCCCUGAUUCAUGUGAUUGUAUUCAAUUGGCAAGGAGAGACAAUAACGCCUCACAAGGAUUCCAUUAUAACCAACUCUCAAGAGUGAAUUGGGAAGCUGUAGUUACAUUGCCACAGUAACCAGCAUCUCAUGCUGUAAGAAAACAUUGCAAUAACAAGCUUCUACUCCGCCUGCUCUCUAGUGAUUUAUCUGGCGUUACACUUUUCAUUCAGACCCUCCUCACUUUCUUAUGAAAUUGUAAUUUUACUCUCAGUAGAUUGUGACUGAAUAAUAAGAUUCAUCUCAGAAGCAUUUUACAUCUAUAUUAUUGCUUAGCAGGACAUCAUUUUGCUCAGAGCCUCACAAUUGGAGAGAAAUGAAAUCUGUAAAUCCAAUUUAAGUUAUCUGUGACAUUUCAAUUGAGUGCUUUAGAGGGCCUAAUUGCUUUCUGACAUUUAGAAGGUGCUCCAUGUAUCGUAUCAAAAAGCCUUUUAGGUCAAUAGGUUGCACAUAACGUAAGAGGUCGUUGUCCUUCAAUGUGAUUAUUCAGUAUAGUUGCAAUAUAAUAGUUGCUUCAUUUUUGAAGUCAACCCCUAAUCCUGUGGGGAAGAGGAGAGAGCUGUACUUGCAUCAUUAUAUAUGUCUAAGAUGACUUGCACAAGUGCUUGUCCAUACAUACCAUCUUUCUUCAGUACUCAGUUCCCUCAGGGACCCUCCCCGCAACAGCUUGUCCUCCUGACAAAGAAUGGAUCUGAGACUAGUCGGUUAUCUUGUCUUCUCUGUAUCAAUUACGUGGUGUUUCCACAGUAAUGUGGUUCAUUCAUGUCUUUAUCUUCCAAAGUCAUGUCAAUAAGUGAAAGCAUGUGUCAUCAAUCAUAGUCUUCUAACCGUUACCUUUAUAUGAACAGGUCUAGUCUGGUGCAGUUCUGAACAAAAUAAAAGCUCCUAAUGCAAAGUCAGUGAUGUCUGCUUAGAAAUAAGUGUCACCAAUCAUGUAAUAGCCUGUAUACCUCGUCAAAGACACAGCAAUAGGCCCUGGUACUCUCUGUCGAGCCUGUCGGGGGAUAGAGAGGGAGAAUCGGGGUGGGAACGGAGCCAAGAGGAGAUGAAAUGGACAUGACUGGGCGUUUGUUUCAUCUUCAGCUGUAAAUAGAAGUCCAAAUGGAAAGAAUGAAGUCUUUGUUUGUUAAACUAUUUUUAUUGUUCUGAAAAAAAAAAUAAAGAAUGAAUCUUUGCCCUGGUAA